AUGCUCGCUACGACUCCCUUCAUCGUCUUCCUGGCUGCGGCGCUCUUUCUUCAUCCCGCCGCUGCGACGGCAAAGGAUCUGGCGUGUAAGAUGGCGCCCUGGGUCGCCGACGGUCCUCGGACGCACAUAUCCCCCGAAGAGGCAAUGAGGUGUCUCUCGCUGCCCUCAGAGGAUGUCGAUCCCGUGUUCAAGCAGGUAUUCUACCUCGAAGAAGUGCCCGUCGGAUGGGGAGGGAUCCGCAAGGGCAUCGAGGGCGAUGUCGCCGCCCGGUACGAUUCCGACGUCAAGGACAGGCUCGGCAGGGCCAAGAUCAGGUCUGCGCUGGCACGCCUCUACCGGGACACCGACGAGGCGUCCAUCCCGCCCACGGUGCGAGAGGUGCUCUCUCGAACGGAGUGA
This is a messenger RNA of Pseudozyma flocculosa PF-1, 399 nucleotides long. RefSeq lists its product as uncharacterized. The coding region runs from base 1 to 399 and encodes 132 amino acids. The record is from RefSeq and is a predicted model, not a curated record. The transcript has a single exon. NCBI's taxonomy places the organism in Eukaryota, Fungi, Basidiomycota, Ustilaginomycetes, Ustilaginales, Ustilaginaceae.